CUACGCUUAAUUAUUUCUGGGCCCGGGAAUCGCGAUCCCGACUUUAUGUCAGAAAUCCCAUCUUUGCUUGUUCACGCUGCAAAGACUCCCAAAGGGGCCUGGGACGAUUUGCGACUCUGUCAAUUGACGACCACGAGGGACUGGAGUGUUGCCUAAGACAUUGAAGCGGGUUCCUUGACUGAACAAGCGUCCUCUGUUUCGGCAAUCGCUUCGCUCCGCAUAAUGCUGUCGGCCGUGUACAAGGCAGGCCGCGCUCCGGCCGUCCUCCGUCAUGGUCGCCGCGUCCCAGUAUCGCCCUCCCAGCUGAGGCCACUCACCUCUGUGCCCCAGAAUGGCCUCUUCCGCACACAGACCGAGUCCCCCAGCGCCAGGAUGAGCCAAAAACGGCUCUUCUCUGCCUCCACCGCCAUGGCGAGCGCCAAUGCGCAAAAUGCCCCCGAUCCGAAGGCCUACCUCUCGAGCGGAGUGGUAAAACCCAAAGAGAACGUUGAUGUCAAGAAGGUCCUCGUCAUUGGCAGUGGCGGUCUUGCCAUUGGCCAGGCGGGAGAGUUCGACUACUCCGGAUCGCAAGCCCUCAAGGCCCUCAAGGAGGCCGGCGUGGCUUCUGUGCUCAUCAAUCCCAACAUCGCUACCAUCCAGACAAAUCACUCCCUGGCCGAUGAGGUCUACUACCUCCCCGUCACCCCUGAGUACGUCGAGUAUGUCAUUCAAAAGGAAAAGCCCGAUGGCAUCUUUCUCUCCUUUGGUGGCCAGACGGCCCUCAACCUCGGUGUCCAGAUGCAGAAGCUGGGUCUGUUUGAGAAAUACGGUGUCAGAGUCCUCGGCACCAGCGUGAGGACACUUGAGCUCAGCGAGGACAGAGACCUCUUCGCAAAGGCCCUUGAGGAGAUCAACAUCCCUAUUGCCAAAUCCAUCGCCGUCAACACGGUCGACGAGGCUCUGGAUGCUGCUAAGAAGAUUGGCUACCCCAUCAUCGUUCGCGCUGCGUAUGCCCUGGGCGGUCUGGGUUCCGGCUUCGCCAACAACGAGGAGGAGCUGCGCAACAUGGCCGCCCGCUCACUCACCCUCUCGCCCCAGAUUUUGGUCGAGAAGUCGCUCAAGGGCUGGAAGGAGGUUGAGUACGAAGUUGUCCGUGAUGCGAAUAACAACUGCAUCACGGUGUGCAACAUGGAGAACUUCGACCCCCUGGGUAUCCACACCGGUGACUCCAUCGUCGUCGCGCCGAGCCAGACCCUGAGCGACGAGGAGUACCACAUGCUGCGGUCUGCCGCUAUCAAGAUCGUCAGGCAUUUGGGCGUCGUUGGCGAGUGCAACGUCCAGUAUGCGCUUCAGGCCGACGGUCUGGACUACAGGGUCAUUGAGGUCAACGCCCGUCUUUCCCGCUCGUCUGCCCUCGCCUCCAAGGCUACCGGCUACCCCUUGGCCUACACCGCGGCCAAGAUCGGCCUGGGCCACAGCCUACCCGAGCUGCCCAACGCGGUGACGAAGACGACGACCGCCAACUUCGAGCCGUCACUCGAUUACAUCGUUACCAAGAUUCCCAGGUGGGACCUGUCUAAGUUCCAACACGUCAAGCGGGACAUUGGUAGCGCCAUGAAGUCUGUUGGUGAGGUCAUGGCUAUUGGUCGUACCUUCGAGGAGUCAUUCCAGAAGGCCAUCAGGCAGGUCGACCCCAGGUUCGUGGGCUUCCAGGGUGACAAGUUCGAGAACCUCGACUACGAGCUCCAGAACCCCACCGACCGCCGCUGGCUGGCCGUCGGCCAGGCUAUGCUCCACGAGAACUACUCUGUCGACCGUGUCCAUGACCUGACCAAGAUCGACAAGUGGUUCCUGCACAAGCUGCAGAACAUUGUAGACUGCACCAAGGAGCUCCAACAGAUUGGCAGCCUCGCCGGCCUCAAGAAGGAGCACAUUUUCAAGGCCAAGAAGAUGGGUUUCUCUGACAAGCAGAUUGCCAUGGCAGUUGGCAGCACCGAGGACGAGGUCCGCGCCCGCAGGUUGGGGUUUGGCAUCCGCCCCUGGGUCAAGAGGAUCGAUACCCUCGCGGCCGAGUUCCCCGCGGAUACCAACUACCUGUACACCACCUACAACGCCUCUUCCCACGAUGUCACCUUCAAAGACAAGGGUACCGUCAUUCUGGGCAGCGGUGUCUAUCGCAUCGGUAGCUCUGUCGAGUUCGACUGGUGUGCCGUCAGCGCCACUCAGGCUCUGAGGGCCAUGGGCGAGAAGACCAUCAUGAUCAACUAUAAUCCCGAGACCUAUUCCACAGACUUCGACACGGCCGACAGGCUCUACUUCGAGGAGCUGAGCUACGAGCGUGUCAUGGAUAUCUACGAGCUGGAGAACGCGGGCGGUGUUGUGGUUUCAGUUGGCGGCCAGCUGCCCCAGAACAUCGCCCUCCGUCUCCAGGAGACGGGCGGUGCCAAGGUUCUCGGAACGGAUCCUCGCGACAUUGACAAGGCCGAGGACAGGCAGAAGUUCUCGGAAAUUCUGGACAGCAUUGGUGUUGACCAGCCGGCAUGGAAGGAGCUUACCUCGGUGGAGGCUGCUGAGCAGUUUGCUGGGCAAGUCGGCUACCCUGUCCUUGUCCGCCCUAGCUACGUCUUGUCUGGCGCUGCCAUGACAGUCAUUCGCAGCAAGGAGGACCUGAAGGAUAAGCUGGAGGCUGCUGCCAACGUCUCGCCCGACCACCCCGUCGUUAUCAGCAAGUUCAUUGAGGGUGCUAUGGAAAUCGACGUGGAUGGUGUCGCUUCCGAGGGCAAGCUGAUUCUUCACGCCGUCAGCGAGCACGUCGAGCAGGCUGGUGUCCACUCUGGCGAUGCUACUCUGGUUCUCCCGCCCGUUAGUCUGGACGGGACCACCAUGGAGCGUGUGAAGGGGAUUGCCCAGAAGAUUGCCCAGGCCCUGAAGAUUACUGGCCCCUUCAACAUGCAGAUCAUCAAGGCCGACGACCCCGAGGGCGGCCAGCCGCAGCUCAAAGUCAUCGAAUGCAACCUGCGUGCCUCCCGGUCAUUCCCUUUCGUCAGCAAGGUUCUCGGCACCAACUUCAUUGACGUCGCCACCAAGGCGCUCGUCGGCAAGCAGGUCCCUGACCCAACCGACCUGAUGGCUGUCAAGCGCGACUACCUCGCCACCAAGGUCCCGCAGUUCUCGUGGACCCGUCUGGCCGGUGCCGAUCCUUUCCUCGGCGUCGAGAUGGCAUCGACGGGCGAGAUGGCCUGCUUCGGCAAGGACCUAGUCGAGGCCUACUGGACCUCGCUGCAGUCGGCCAUGAACUUCCGCGUGCCCGAGCCCGGCGAGGGUCUCCUCUUUGGCGGCGAGCUGAGCAAGAGCUGGCUCACCACCGUGGUCGACCACCUCGCCCCCCUCGGCUACAAGCUGUACGCUGCCGACGCGGAGGUCAAGCAGCACCUGGAGUCGACGAGCAAGCACAAGAUCAACGUCGAGGUCAUUGAGUUCCCCAAGGAGGACAAGCGCGCCCUGCGCGAGGUGUUCAAGAAGUACGACAUUCGCGGCGUCUUCAACCUGGCCCAGGCCCGCGGCAAGACGGUCAUGGACGUCGACUACGUCAUGCGCCGCAAUGCCGUCGAUUUUGGCGUCCCGCUGUUCAUGGAGCCUCAGACUGCCAUGCUCUUCGCUCAGUGCAUGAGCGAGAAGCUGCCUCGCCCCGAGGGCAUUCCCUCCGAGGUGCGCAGGUGGUCCGAGUUCAUUGGCGGCAAGCCCUUGUAAAUAUGAAAUGAUACCUCUUCUGUUACCUACCUUAUAUCAAACGAUCUGGCUGUGAAGGUGUUUCUUUCUUCGAGCACAAAAAGACUAGUUGGUGGCGUUGUUCAGGGGCAUGUUUCUUCAUUGGAUCUUGAGCGGGGGGGAUAGGGCGAUAUUUGUGUGGGAUUUUCAUGAUAGUUUGUCAGUUUCAGCAAGCCAGCAAUACUUUGGAGCUACCAUGUUUCGUUAGAGCGCGGCUGUCUUACCUGCGGCGUUCGAUCUGUACUCAGCGUGUAGUGGCUCGAGGCAGAGAUCUGAUGGUGUUCCCUUGUCCUGCCCCCGACUUGAAUGAAAAGCGAGUACCCAU
Parathielavia appendiculata is the source of this 4072-nucleotide messenger RNA. RefSeq names its product carbamoyl-phosphate synthase. The record is from RefSeq and is a predicted model, not a curated record. Bases 223 to 3729 code for a protein of 1168 amino acids. Lineage: Eukaryota; Fungi; Ascomycota; Sordariomycetes; Sordariales; Chaetomiaceae. Gene Ontology annotation, molecular function: ATP binding; metal ion binding; carbamoyl-phosphate synthase (glutamine-hydrolyzing) activity. Gene Ontology annotation, cellular component: cytoplasm. The transcript has 4 exons.